CGCCCACCCGCAAAGAUGGCGGCCUCCUUGCGGCUCGGCUGCGGCCGCCGGGCGCUGCGCUACCUCCUGGGCUCGGCGAGUGGCGGGUGGGCGGAGGCCGGCGUGACCUCGCUUGGCCGCGGCGUGGGCUGCCGGGGGCUCCAUGGCACGGCGUGGCUGUGGGUUGAUCCUAUUAAAAUUUUAAUGCCUUCCUUGUCUCCCACGAUGGAAGAAGGAAACAUUGUGAAAUGGUUGAAAAAGGAAGGUGAAGCAGUGAGUGCUGGAGAUGCCUUAUGUGAAAUAGAAACGGACAAGGCUGUGGUCACAUUGGAUUCAGGAGAAGAUGGUAUUUUGGCUAAAAUAGUGGUCGAAGAAGGGAGUAAAGGCAUUCAGUUAGGAUCACUAAUUGGGUUGAUGGUGGAGGAAGGAGCUGAUUGGAAGCAGGUUGAAAUUCCCAAAGAUGUGAGUCCUCAACCACCCCCAGCUCCACCUGUGUCUGCACCUCUUGUAGCUGAAGCUGUGGUUCCUGCUUCUGCCACAAAGGCCCAACCAGCUCGGAAACUGUUGUUCCGGCUAAGUCCUGCUGCUCGAAACAUUUUGGAGAUGAAUAACAUUGAUGCCAGCCAGGGUACUCCUACAGGACCUCGGGGAAUAUUUACUAAAGAAGAUGCCCUUAAACUUGUGCACCAAAAAAAAUCAGGCAAACUUGCUGAAUCAAGACCUUCUCCAGCACCUUCUACUACAACUGCAGUGCCUUCACCUCCUCAGGCUCCUCCAGCUCCUCCAGCUACUGGGCCACCAUCUUAUCCAAGGCCAAUGAUUCCACCAGUUUCUACUCCAGGGCAGCCUAAUGCAGUGGGCACAUUCACUGAAAUCCCUGCCAGCAAUGUUAGAAGAGUAAUUGCCAAGAGGCUGACUGAAUCUAAAAGUACUAUACCUCAUGCAUAUGCUACUGCUGACUGUGAUCUUGGAGCUGUCUUAAAACUAAGACAAAGUCUCAUCAAAGAUGAUAUUAAAGUAUCAGUAAAUGAUUUUAUUAUCAAGGCGAUAGCUGUAACCCUUAAACAAAUGCCAGAUGUGAAUGUGAGUUGGGAUGGAGAGGGCCCAAAACAGUUGUCCUCCAUUGACAUCUCGGUCGCAGUGGCAACAGACAGAGGUCUCAUUACACCCAUCUUAAAAGAUGCUGCUGCCAAAGGAAUACAGGAAAUUGCUCUUUCUGUAAAGGCUCUGGCAAAGAAAGCAAGAGAUGGAAAAUUGUUACCAGAAGAAUAUCAAGGAGGGUCUUUUAGUGUUUCUAACUUGGGGAUGUUUGGUGUCGAUGAGUUUCGAGCUGUGAUCAAUCCUCCUCAGUCCUGCAUUUUGGCUGUGGGCCGAUCCCGACCUCAGCUGAGACUCUCUGAAGAUGAGGAAGGGAAUGUCAGGCUACAGCAGCACGACCUUGUGACCGUCUCCAUGUCCAGUGACAGCCGAGUGGUGGACGACGAACUGGCUACCAAGUUUCUUGAACGUUUUAAAGCAAACCUAGAGAAUCCUGCCCGGCUCUACUAGUGUCAAAAUGACCAGCUGAUCGUGCAGGCUGUGACUAAAAGAGAGGUGGCGGUCUGUAAGGAUAACAAUUUGAAUGUUUAGUAUAAGGUGGACAGAGUAUUUAAUUUAUUUGGGGUGAAAGAACCUGGACUUUGUUGUCUUCAUUUCUAUGUUUUAAAGAUAACCUAUUUUAAAGACUAAUCAAAGGAAGAGCACAUCUAGUUAUUUGGCUUCUUUUAAAACUACUUUGGUGCUGUACAAAAGGGUUCUACUUAACUAGAUGUAACUUAAAUCAUAUGUUUAGAAGGGUGUCCAGAGAAUGUCGGAGAGCCUGAAUAUCCAAAAAAGAAAACAUUGGAAGACCGAGACUAACUUUUAACCUUGAAAGCAGGGCCAGUCUUGGUUGAGAUAGCUCAGCAAUUUGACAGCCGAGGUUCAGUUUUACAAGGGCUGCUCUGGCAGUAUUCCUAAACGAUUUAAUACAGAGAGAAGCAUUCUGGCUAAGGACAAACCACCAGGCAAUUAGGGUUGCAUCUCUUGAUGGAUUGUGGCCACAUUGUCAGGUCAUUUCUAUAUAUAAAGCCAUACCUUUCCCAAGGUGGUUUCUAUCAGUUUUAUUGUUCUGGUGUUGACAUUGAUAACUGUGAGUUUCUUGAGAAAGGGGGGAAAAAGAUAUAUUUCUACUAAACAAAGACCAAAAAGUCACAAGAUGUGUUUGGAUGGAAAACCAUAGCUAGAACACCUUUACCUUCUGGUAGAAACUUAGAAAUAGUGGAUGAAUCUUAAAGUGCUUACUCUGAUGCUAAGUCGCCACAUAUUAAAAUACACCACAAUCUCUCGCUCAAAGUUUUUUUAAAAAGAUUCUUCAUUUUAAACACAAAACAUUACUUUGUGUGUUUGAAUUGUUCUUGACUGAAUAACCAGUAUAUUUUUGGAAAAUAAAUGCAUGUAUAAAAUGGAGGUUAGAAGUUAUUGGCAUCAUGAGGUGGACUAGGCAUUCAACAUUCCUAGGCAGGAACAAAAUGAAGAGGGCUCUCAGACUGUUUUUGUAGAUGAGUUUAACAUCUGAUAAGAAUUAUAAAAUUGUGGGUUUUAACAAAACAGGACAGAUUAGAAGAGUGAGGACUAUGCCUGUUCUACCAAGUUAUCAGUAUUAAGUCAUUCACCAUUUAUGGCCAGGUUUCAAAUACAUCCCAGUAGUUGGCCAAAAUGACUCUCCCUCAUAAGAAGCAUAUAAUUUAAAUGAGUUGCUGCAAGAUUGUAACAAAGAAAAAAAUCUCCAAAGAUCUUUUUGUAUUACCUUGAUAGGGAUCCCCAAGAGAAACAGUCUGUAGCGUAUCUCUUAUAAUGUUUUACAGUUUAGUAAGAGAGUUGUAAAAACAUCCAUUCACUUAAUAAGAAUCUUAAUGAGAUCCUACCAAGCACUCAGAUUCUAAGACUUAUAAGAGAGGGUCCCUGGCCCCCAGCACAGGGCAUUUAGGGGGAGAAGAACACUCUUGUAAAAAGAAUAAAUUAAGACAUUAUAGAAUAUAAAGAGUGCACUAAAGAAAGGGAAGCCCAAGAUGCUUGGAAGCAUGAUUCUGUAGACAUCUUUAAUUUGUCAGAAACCGAAAAUAACAAAAUAGGCAGUUUAUGCUAAUUAGAUUAACUCAUUACUUUCCAGACAAUUUUCAAUGAAAUAAUUUGUUUUUCCAGUUCUUAGGCCUGAGUCAGCUGGGAUGCCAGCCAUAAAUCCUUAAGCACUGGCCUGGGGGAUGAGGAGAAGUCAAUUUUAUCCUCUCAUGAAUUUGGUGACUUAGAUAAGACACCUAACCCUGUUGUACCUCAGUUUGCUCUUAUGUGAAAUGGGAAAGAUGCCAUCUGCCCCUUAUCUCCUUCUGAUAGAUAUGAGAAGAUGUGAAAUGGCAUAUGUCGGGACCUCUGUGAAUUACACCAGUGAGAGGCUUUAUGUAACAAAUAGUUUUUAAGUACCUAUUAGAGAUCCACAUAAAGCACUUAAGAGUUAAAAACAGUGUCUGCCCCAUUAGAGCUUACACUUUACAGAUUUUGGUCAGAUUCAGAUCAGUAGUUCACAUCCAAUUCAAAAUGUCAGUGUCAAUUUAGGUAGGUCUUCUGUUGUAGAUACUUUUUGCAAGACAAUAAGAAUGAGCUCAUUUUUGACAUCAGAUUUGAUUCUGUCUUGAAAAUGAACCAUUCUUUUGAAAGAUAGGUGGUGCUAUGGAUUAAUAUUCUGAAGAGCCUUGCAGACACCAACCAUAGAAAAUAUACCAGGCUUUUAAAUCCCUAAUUCAGAUAGAUUGUCCUCAUCAUGCUUUGCAGUGUGGUGGACUUAAGCUUAGGUGAGGUGAAGAAAUGGAAGGGCAAGGAGUUAACAGGUAAGAAUUAACUACUUAAAUGUAGAACUGCUUGGGUAGAAAAGGAUUCUCAAAAAAUACUACAAAGAAUUUGUUUUGGAAAUCUUUAAACUUGUUGGAAAAAAACCCCAACCUUUCAGUAAAGUUAUUUUACUCGAUUAAAUAUCAUUAGUCUUUUACAAGUUUCUAAAUUUAGGGUAGAAGGGAUUUGGUAUGGCUAGAUUUUCGGUGUCAAAAUGGUUACAGUCCAUUAAAGUGAUAAGCGUUGUCAUUAUUAAUGCCUAUCUUAGCAACCUCGUUCACCUCCACACAGUGCAUAAAAUGGACAAAUAUG
This is a messenger RNA of Phascolarctos cinereus (koala), 4194 nucleotides long. It is a transcript of the gene PDHX, whose product is annotated as pyruvate dehydrogenase complex component X. Gene Ontology annotation, molecular function: acyltransferase activity. The record is from RefSeq and is a predicted model, not a curated record. Lineage: Eukaryota; Metazoa; Chordata; Mammalia; Diprotodontia; Phascolarctidae. Gene Ontology annotation, biological process: pyruvate decarboxylation to acetyl-CoA. Gene Ontology annotation, cellular component: pyruvate dehydrogenase complex; mitochondrion.